UUCCUCCAAGGAUAGACAUAUCAACAACUUGAACAAGUUGCAAGAAUAAAAAUUUUGAACUGUCAGUCACCCUGCCAGAUUGUAGAAAUCAGUAAAAAUAAAGAUAUUUUGUAUGACCCUACCUACUACUAAGUCUAAAGGCCUAGCAGUAUAGGCCCUAGCCUAAAUUAAAUUUAUAUUCAGCAAGAUGUAUUUACGCAAUGGAAAUAAUGGUCCAUGGUGUCUCAACUGGAUUCUUCUGCGACUUGUAGUUAUCUUUCUUCUUUCACAGGUUGCUGACAUAGAUAAGAUAGAAAUGUUGCAAUCGUUAAAAUAUCUUGGGAGGAGAGUCCACCAAGAGUCAUUGACUUGGUCACUGCUUCAAAAUAUACAGCAGAAAGAGGUUCCUGGCUGUUUGCUUCAAGGAAGACGUCUGUAUACUGUAUCUCCAAGUGAUGGACGUCAUCUCACCUCAAAGAAGAUUCGGCAGAUGUUUAUAGAUUUCUUCAAGGAUGAGUAUGACCAUGUGUUUGUUCCUUCAUCUUCUGUGAUACCGAAGAAAGGAGAGGGAACAUAUUUUGUAAAUGCGGGAAUGAAUCAGUUCAAGCCGAUCUUUCUUGGCACCGUAGACCCCAGCAGUGAGAUGGCCAAGUACAAGAGAGUUGUCAACAGUCAGAAGUGCGUGCGACUGGGUGGGAAACACAAUGACCUGUGCGAUGUUGGCAUGGAUGGAUAUCAUCAUACUUUCUUCGAAAUGCUUGGCAGCUGGUCUUUUUCAGACUAUUUCAAGGAUGAAGCAUGUGAAAUGGCUUGGAAACUACUGACAGAAGUCUACAACUUGCCAAACGAAAGGCUGUAUAUAACGUAUUUUGGAGGUGAUAAGAAAUUGGGUCUCCAACCCGACAUGGAAUGUAAAGAAGCCUGGUUGAAAUUAGGAAUUCCGGCCAGUCGUGUCAUUCCCUCCGGCAUGAAGGAUAACUUCUGGAUGAUGGGCCACACUGGACCAUGUGGGCCAUGUUCUGAGAUUCACUAUGAUCACAUUGGAGACAGAGAUGCCACCAGCCUGGUUAACGCUGGAUCACCCGAUGUCAUUGAGCUAUGGAACUUGGUCUUUAUGCAGUUUGAUCGACAAUCUGACCAGUCGUUAUUGUGUCUGCCUUGUAAACAUGUAGACACAGGAAUGGGCUUGGAGAGGAUAACAGCUGUGCUUCAGGGAAAGACCUCGAACUAUGAUACAGAUCUAUUUCAACCAAUAUUCCAUCAGAUACAAAAAAUGUGCAAAACACCACCAUACGAGGGCCAGUACGGUGCCAGCGAUACUAAAGGCCUGGACACUGCCUACAGGAUAAUUGCUGAUCAUAGUCGGAUGGCUGCUGUGGCUAUUGCUGAUGGGCUUAUGCCAGGUCGAGCCAAGUUAGAGAACAAACUUCAUCAGAUAUUGCAUCGUAAUCUGAAACAGGCUCACACUCUUCUGAGAGCACCGAGGGGUAUGCUGGCUGAAUUAGUGCCAGUCAUUGUUGAUAUUUUGGGGGAGGCAUUCCCAGAGCUAAAGGAGAAACAAAGAAUGAUUAUCGAAGUUAUGAACACCACAGAAGAAAAGUAUUUGUCGCAGAUGGAGUCUGGAAGGAAGGUCAUGGAAAAAGCUCUCGUCAAGAUGAAUAUAGUCAAAAAUAUGACAGCUGACCAGAUCUGGCAGUUGCAUGAUGGUUCAUAUGGCCACAGUUUGUCCCUUGAUCUCAUCCGGGAGUUGGCAGUUGAGAAAGGUAUUAACUUGGAUAUGAAAGGCUUGGAGAAAAAGUUGGACAGUCUAAAGGAACAAUCAAAACUACAAGUUGACCAAAGAAACCUUGGCCUGAGACUUGACCAGCACUUGCUAAAGUCUCUGAUUGAAAAAGGUGCCCCACCAACUAAUGACUUCUCAAAAUAUGAAUACAGCUGUGAGAAUGGAACAUACAACUUUCCAGUUAUCGAAUCCUCAGUGCUUGCCUUGUUGUCCGAUGGGAAGUUAGUGGACUCUGUAGACGAUGGCAUGGAAUGUGGCGUUAUAUUAGACAGAACAAACUUCUAUGCCGAGGCUGGAGGACAGGUUGCAGACAAGGGGAAUUUGAAAAGUCAGGACUUUACCUUCAUAGUUCGAGAUGUCCAGCAAUAUCAAAAAUAUAUCCUCCACACUGGUGUUUCAGAUGGAGGUGGCAUUUCUGUUGGGGAUCGUGUUCAACUUCACAUUGAUGAGGAUCAUCGCGUUGGCUGUAUGUGCAACCACACUGCUACACACAUGGUGAACCAUGCGCUGCGUCAGGUCUUCAAGAACGUGCAUCAGAAAGGCUCAGUAGUUACAUCUGAUAGGCUGUCCUUUGACUUCAACUGUCUGGAGACAGUGGACAGAGCUAAAAUAGCACAGAUUCAAGAGACAGUUGACGAGCUAAUAAGGGGCGAAUAUUCAACACAUCGGGAAACCUUGCCGCUUGAUGUUGCCAUGGGCCUGCCGGGUCUCUGCACGCUACAAGAUGAAGUGUAUCCUCAGGAUGUUAAUGUCAUAUCCAUUGGUGCUGAUGUUUCAAAGUUAUUGGAGCCAGGCUCUGAGGCGAUUGAUUGUUCUGUUGAACUAUGUGGAGGAACUCAUGUGCACAACACCGGAGAUAUUGUGUCCCUCGUGAUCACCAAGUUGCUUAGCAUAGCUCAGGGUACCAAGAGGGUCGUUGCAGUCACAGGAAAGACUGCUAUUGAGGCUUUAGAGAGUGCUGAUGACCUGCAACGAUUGUUUGAAGAUCUCCAACAUGAUAUUCAGAGUGGCUCAAAUCCCGAUUCCUGGGCCGAUCAACUCAAAGGAAUAGACACCAUCUUCUCUACCUGUGUUUUACCCAAGCUGGAGAAAGACCAUCUCUGGACUGAGGUGGACCUAGUCAGGCAGAGGGUUCGAACACAUACCAAUCAGCAGGUCAAGGAACAUAUCAGAAAGACAAUUCAGAGCUUCGUAGAAACCACUAAUGAUGUGAUCGUCCGAGAGUUUCCCCUGGAUGACAUUCCAAUGGUCUCGCAAGUCUUGUCGAAGAUGAAAGUGGAAAAACCGAUCCUGUUGACAUCAUGUGUUCGGACACAGCUAAAAGUGAUAGCGUAUAUCCCCAAUGACAAUAACAACGAAUCCAGAACUUGGUUGGAACAUUCAUGUUCAGAGCUCAAAGACUUCAGGAUUACGAAAGUGAAAGGCAAAAAAACAGGCCAACUGUUUAAUGCUGUUUCUAGUGACGUUGGGGGCCUUCAGUCUGUGCUAGAUAAAGGGAUAGGACACUUCUCUUUAUUGGAAAGGAAGACUAGAUGACCGCCUAUGAGGAACUACAGUGGAACCUCCCUUAAUGGACGCAUCUCUAUUUAAGGACUACCAAAUGAGUCAUGUAACAAAAUAAAACAGCGAAAAUUACCAGUACAGCAUUAACUUGAUGUUGCUCACCAUGAUAUGCGGAACGCACAAAGAGUUUGUUGAUGUAAAUAAAUAUGUUUGA
Molecule: messenger RNA, 3479 nt
Organism: Lineus longissimus
Lineage: Eukaryota; Metazoa; Nemertea; Pilidiophora; Heteronemertea; Lineidae
Product: alanine--tRNA ligase, cytoplasmic-like
Exons: 20
Coding region: 188-3298 (1036 amino acids)
Biological process (GO): alanyl-tRNA aminoacylation
Cellular component (GO): mitochondrion; cytoplasm
Molecular function (GO): aminoacyl-tRNA deacylase activity; alanine-tRNA ligase activity; ATP binding
Source: RefSeq, a predicted model, not a curated record